Molecule: messenger RNA, 1752 nt
Organism: Pieris rapae (cabbage white)
Lineage: Eukaryota; Metazoa; Arthropoda; Insecta; Lepidoptera; Pieridae
Gene: JMJD5
Product: lysine-specific demethylase 8
Exons: 2
Coding region: 406-1611 (401 amino acids)
Cellular component (GO): nucleus
Molecular function (GO): histone H3K36 demethylase activity
Source: RefSeq, a predicted model, not a curated record
UGACGCUGAAUGGAUUGGUUGUCAUUAUAAGAAAAUAUUUGUGAAGCCAUAGACGAAGAUUGACAAUGUGUUGUUAUGUGCGCAAUUACACAAACCCAAAAGAACAUAAUAAAUGUAAUACCAUAAAAUGGGUGUAGCGGGCAGGAUGAACUUAAAUUUGCUACACGACGCGGACGAUAGUAUUACAUACUAUGAUUUUGACAGUUCUGAGACUUCUAAGUUUAGUACCAAAAAUGCCAAAAGGUAAUCAUUAAGUUUAAAGUCCCAAUUCCUAUAAAUUUUACAUAUUUUAUUGAUAUUAUUGUCAUUACAAGAAUUUAAAUUAUGACUUUUAAUCUUAGUCAUAGUAUAUUUUAAUAAACAUUUAAAGUCUACGUCCAGUGUCGGAUCAUUCCUUUUCUAACAAUGUCUAAAUGUUUAGAAAUUCGAGAAAUGAUAUUUGCUUUUAUGCCAAAAGUAAUUUCUUCCCUAGAUUGUGUCUCAGAAUUGGAUCAGGCUUCUUACUCUGUAUUAGAAAGUUUUCUUCAAGGUAAAUCAUUAAAAUCUAGAGAUUCGAUUGUUAUAAUACAAGGUGUGAUUGAUUAUAUGUAUGAAAGUAUUAACAUAGGCAACUGGAAAGAUGUGAGAUUAUUUUUAAGGCAAACAAUAACUAUAGCAACCUACCUUAAACUGAUAGCACUUCUAGACAAUCAUUCUGAACUUACUGAUUCAGUUAUAAAGGAUUUAUUCGAAACAAUUGACUUUGGAAUUAUGUUUGGAAGUUUAAUUCCUAAUGAACCACAAUUACUACAAAAGUGUGCCUCAAUAUUAAAUCCAUUUAUUUCACAAAAUGACAUUUCUAUUGAAAAUGAUAAAUUAAACUGUAAAGACAGUAUAAGCCGUACAGUAAUCCCUGAAGGUGUUAUUAAUAUAGAUUUAAUUAAAUGUCCUAGUAUGGAAAGAUUUUAUACAGACUAUAUUAUGCAAGAGAAGCCUGUAAUUUUAGAAGAAUGUAUGACUCACUGGCCAGCUUUGUCAAAGUGGACUGACAGCAAUUAUUUCAUAAAACUAGCUGGUUUGCGAACCAUUUCUAUAGAGAUUGGCAAGGAAUAUACUGACUCUGAGUGGACACAAAAACUUAUAACUAUGAAAGAAUUUAUUGAAACAUAUAUUUACCAAAAUAAGGGUCCAACAGGUUAUCUAGCUCAGUAUCCAUUGUUUGCACAAAUUCCAGAACUACAUGAAGAUAUAAUAGAGCCCGAAUAUUGUAGUUUUGCAGAAACAGAUGAUAAUGUCAAUAUUAUGGCAUGGUAUGGACCAAAAGGUACUGUGUCUCCUUUGCAUCAUGAUCCAACCAAAAAUUUGCUGGCUCAAGUUGUAGGUGAAAAAAGAAUUUACCUAUUUUCUCCCAAGGACUCAGAAAAUUUAUAUCCUUAUGAAAGUGAACUUCUUGACAAUACAGCAAGAGUAGAUCCUAGGGAACCUGAUUUGAAUCAGUAUCCCAAAUACCAAAAUGCUAAACCCUAUUUUUGUGUAUUAAAACCUGGACAAAUGUUGUUCAUACCACCAAAAUGGUGGCACUUUGUUGAGUCACUUUCUAUUAGUUUUUCAGUCAGCUUUUGGUGGACAUAGCACAUCCAUUUUUGUUUGUAACAUGAAAAUACAGUGUAAACUCUAUAUAGUGACACUGAAGGAAUUGUCCAUUUUCUUGGAGAGUUGUUGUUAUAUGGAAAGACUUGUUAAAUAGUAUGUAUUACAGAGUUGCAAACAGAU